CUGUCAUCUAAAUGUCAUAACAAAUAAAUGUCACAAUCACAAUUCAAAUCUAACCAAUAAACAUUAAACAAAAUAGUUUUAAAUUAAAAUUAGAAAGUAAUACUUUACGAUUAUAUAGAUUUCCGCACAGCAAAAAUAUGUUAAUAAGUCAGGUAAUCGCUUAGCUAAAGAUAGAGAAUGGCAACUCUGAAGAAAUUCAAAAAGAUUCCCAUCUAUGUGGUAGAAGAGCACAACGAUGCGUUACAGUUUAUAUAUUCAGCUAUAGGAGGCAAAAAGUUGCCAUUGGAGGGAACGACUUUGCUACACUUAGAUGCGCAUCCUGAUAUGCUCAUUGAUCGUAAAUUGAAAGGAGAGGAAGCACGUUCUGGGAGACAUGUUUUGCCAUUAUUACAAAUAGAAAAUUGGAUUGUGCCGGCAGCGGCAGCUGGACACAUCGGCCGAGUAGUGUGGCUGCGUCCGCCGUGGGCGAGUCAAUUCCGAGAUGACACGCGACCUAUACACGUCGGUGAUCAUCCGUCGUCAGGCGAGUUGCGAGUCGACUGCAAGGAACCGUAUUACCUAUCUGAUGCAUUGUACUCGCCGCAAUUAGUUAAUAAAAGAAAAUUUAUAUUCACAUCAGCAGAACUUUCUACUUCUACAUUUACUUCCGAUGAAAUUAACGUCAAUAAAUUUGUAACCAAUAUUAAUAUUACACAUCCUUAUGUACUCGAUAUUGACUUGGAUUUCUUCAGCACUGGAAACCCUUUUCUCGGUUUACACAAAAAUAUCAAUGUUUACGAUCGACUGCAACCGAUAUUUGAAUUCGAACUUCCUGACGACGUCGAAGCGGAUACAAUUGAUAAAGUUGUCGCAGCGCGGGAGCGACAACUAGGAGAACUUGAGAAGUUGUUCCAGCACUUGGAGCAGUAUGAUAGCUUGGAUAACUACGCGGGCGAAAAGUCAAAAUUGUACGACAUGGUGAACGAGCUAGCCUCAGCAAUAUUAGCAGAAGCGGACAGAUUAAAUGAAAAGCCGGACUGGUGGGCAGUGUUUGCAGGUGGCUGUACUCGUGACCAAGGAGGUUUGCCGUAUCAUAUAAGCACACAACAAGAAAUUGAGGACUUAGUGAAGAAAGCUUUAGUACCACUGCUAAGGAACAUACCCCCGCCAGUGAUGAUCACAAUUGCCAGAUCUUCUGAUGACGGUUAUUGUCCUCCUCAUCAGGUUGAUUACAUACAGUCUUUAGUGUUAGAUGUUUUAAAAGAAAUAUACGAUACAGAUGACCCGGCCUUGUAUUAUCUUAGUGUAAAUACUUUAGAAUAAAAUGUGUGAUGAAAAUAAACAAAAUAUUUUUCAAAU
Messenger RNA from Spodoptera exigua (beet armyworm), 1338 nucleotides. The record is from the annotation of a GenBank genome assembly. Lineage: Eukaryota; Metazoa; Arthropoda; Insecta; Lepidoptera; Noctuidae.